AUCAGAAAAAAUGAAUAAUCGUUUAGUAUUUCUAAUUUUCGUAGCCACCCUGGCCAUGGCAGUGGUAUACGGGUAUCCCGGGAAGCAGAUGGAUGCCAUGGAAGGUGGCCCAAUGAACAUGACCGAUAUGGAUCCACACGGUAACAUGACGGGCGGCCCAAUGGAGCAUCGUCCGGAGAUGGGCUCGGGCGAGAAAAAGCCGUCGAGAAAGCGUCGUGACGCCAGCGAGGACAUUAAGAACGCCGGACGUAAUGCCAUUGGGACGGUGGACAGCGCCGGUAACGCAGCGGUCGACAAGGCCGGGGAACUUGUGAAAGGCGGCACCGACCAUAUUAAAGAUGCCCAAGCCGCCAUCAAAAUGGAGGCCGACGAUGUGCCGAACAAGCUCGAAAAUGGAGGACAUUAAUUUUUUGCAAUUAAUUUUUGAUUUUGUUCCUGUAAAUAAUUUUCUCAUUGAACUGAAGUUGGAAAAAUCUACUCAAAUAAAGCAUUUCUAUAAAAAUAAAU
This is a messenger RNA of Caenorhabditis elegans, 507 nucleotides long. RefSeq names its product Dauer Up-Regulated (gene Y39H10A.1). NCBI's taxonomy places the organism in Eukaryota, Metazoa, Nematoda, Chromadorea, Rhabditida, Rhabditidae. The transcript is spliced from 3 exons. Bases 11 to 406 code for a protein of 131 amino acids. The record is from RefSeq and is marked reviewed.